Hyaena hyaena (striped hyena) is the source of this 1956-nucleotide messenger RNA. RefSeq names its product NBL1, DAN family BMP antagonist (gene NBL1). The transcript is spliced from 4 exons. Gene Ontology annotation, molecular function: receptor ligand activity; BMP binding. The record is from RefSeq and is a predicted model, not a curated record. NCBI's taxonomy places the organism in Eukaryota, Metazoa, Chordata, Mammalia, Carnivora, Hyaenidae. Gene Ontology annotation, biological process: animal organ morphogenesis. The coding region runs from base 190 to 717 and encodes 175 amino acids.
GCGCGCAGCGCAGCCCAGCCGAGCCUCGCGGGGCCGCCGCCAGCCCUGCCGGCCGCCUCCCGAGCCUCCCGGGGGCGCCGGGCCUGCCGCCCCCGCCCGCGGCCCGCACGCAGCUCCGCAGGAACCGGCGGGCGCGCCGCGCUCCCCGCCGCCGCCGCCGCGCGCGCGGGCUCUAGAGGGACGGGCACGAUGCUUCAGGUCCUGGUUGGGGCCCUCCUCCCCGCGAUGCUGCUGGCCGCCCCCCCGCCCAUCAGCAAGCUGGCGCUGUUCCCAGACAAGAGUGCCUGGUGUGAGGCCAAGAACAUCACCCAGAUCGUGGGCCACAGCGGCUGUGAGGCCAAGUCCAUCCAGAACAGGGCCUGCCUAGGACAGUGCUUCAGCUACAGCGUCCCCAACACCUUCCCACAGUCCACGGAGUCCCUGGUUCACUGUGACUCCUGCACGCCGGCCCAGUCCAUGUGGGAGAUCGUGACCCUGGAGUGCCCCGGCCACGAGGAGGUGCCCAGGGUGGACAAGCUGGUGGAGAAGAUCCUGCACUGUAGCUGCCAGGCCUGCGGCAAGGAGCCUAGUCACGGGCUGAGCGUCUACGUGCAGGGCGAGGACGCACCGGGCUCCCAGCCGGGCACCCGUCCCCACCCCCACCCUGGCGGGCAGACCCCCGAGCCCGAGGACCCCCCCGGGGCCCCCCGCGCGGAGGAAGAGGGGGCUGAGGACUGAGGCCCCAGCUCUUCCUCCCCUCUGGUCCCCUGCGGAAUGUUGGGUGUCACCCAUGGGGGAACGGGGGUGGGGAGAGAGGCCGAAGUCCCCUCUUGGCACUGGAUGGACUUGGAUUCACACUUGGACUUGGAAUGCUUUCUGGUUGCCGUGGAGAUCUGAAGGGAGGGGUCGGGGCCAAGCUGCACAAUUUAAUAUAUUCAAGAGUGAGGGGAGGUUGCCGUGGUCUUCAGGGUUCUUUUUCGGUGGGGGGGGGUUCUCUUCCUUUCUGCCUCCUUGUGAUGGGCCUUUGGGAAGGGGAGGAGGUUGGCCACGCUGCUGAGGUGGGUGCGAGGUCCUCACAGCCCCUGAUGGGGCCGGGCCCCUGGGCUGCAGAUGGUGGCAGUGGGACCCUGAGCCCAGGGCGGGCGCAUUGCUGGCAGCAGCGUUGAGGGAGGGGCUGGGUCCAGGCUGGGGGCGGGGGGAUCUGCUGGAGAAGCUGGAGCCCCACAGGCUCCCCUAAAGGCCUACUGUGCCCCUGGAGCAGCGGCUCCCCAGUGGCACCGAAGUGGCCCCCCCUCAAUGGCGUGCUUGGGAGUCAGGUCUGGGCAGGACCCUGCUGACUCACUGCCCGGAGCUGGGAGCCAGGCUCUCUGGGCCUCUCUGGCUUCCUUGCCUUCCCAGGGAGUGGAGGGAGGCAAGGGAGGAGCCUUCCCGGGCCAGGGGGAGGGGAGGGCUCCCAGACCAUCACCAGAGUGUCCCUCCCCUCCCCCUCUCCCACUGCCCCCCAAGUUCUGGGUCCCUUGGAAAGCUGAUGGAGCCAGCCGUUGCCCUCCUGGGGAGCUCUUUCUAAAUAUCAGACGGUGGGGAGGCUCCAAAGAGGGCCCUGGGUGAGGUGGACUCUGGCUGAGCCUCAAGAAACUAGGGAGAGGAGGGGGAGGGUCCACGGCGGCCAGUGUCCCCACUGCUCUGGGGCAACCGAUUCCACCCAUCGCUCCCCUCCCAGCUGCACUUUAACCCAGAGGGCGAGUGGGGUCCUGGGGACUGGGCAGGCAGGCGGGCAGUGAGGAGCGCCCCCUAGGGACCCAUUCCUGCCUGUGUCUGCUCCUCCGACCCUGGGGCCGCGGGCAGCUCCCCCACCCCCUGCCUGGGGAGGGGGGCAGCCCUCACGGCUGUUCCGACAAGAGCUUCUAGAGCUUGUAACCAGUAGACUGUUUCCCUGACGGACCCUGAGUUUUCUCAUGAAUAAAUUCGUUCAAUGCU